Messenger RNA from Bactrocera oleae (olive fruit fly), 4459 nucleotides. NCBI's taxonomy places the organism in Eukaryota, Metazoa, Arthropoda, Insecta, Diptera, Tephritidae. The record is from RefSeq and is a predicted model, not a curated record.
UUCGCUGGUGGGUGGUCUGGUCCUCAAACACUUCGGUGGUCGUCGUAGCUUCUACUACUUUGCAAUAUUCGCAUUUGCGGCAUGUGUGCUCCACAUGUUGGUACGGCCGCGUUCACGCAAACGUCAAUAUCUGCCGAAGAGUGGCUAUCAAGUGCCCAACGAGCAGAUGACACUCGGUACUGUGGCUGUAGAGGGAGAAAUUAAGGCGUGAUCAAGCAUAAGACUAUGGAAAUAUAUUACAUUAGAUUUGUUAUUUGUGACGUUUGAUAGUUGCACCUUUACAAUUUUAUUUGUAUAGUUUUUGAAUUAUGUAUUAUAAUGACAAUUUUAUGUACAGUUGGAUUGGGUAAAAAUAUGAAGUUGUUUAUUUGUACAUUUAUAUAUAAAUGCGAUAUCGUAUAGGUAGAUUUUAUUAAAGAAUUUUUUUUUUUGCAAAACUUCAAUGGAGGUUAGGUUCUAUUACAAAACAAAAAAAAAUUUUGAAUAGAUUUCUUGCAAGCGACCGCACAUUCUCACAUACUCAAUCUAUUCAUAUUUGACCCGGAUUGGUCCAUUUAAAUUGACUGAAGACCAAAUCGAUAAAAAUUCAUCCCAGCCGGGGCUUAUAACAAAUGUAUGAAGAUUUGGAUGGAACGUUGCUGGUAUUAAGCCUAACUUGAGGGUGUUAAUAUAGAUAUGUAUUAACAUACGUGAAAAUGUGUAUUUUUUUGUCAGUCCGGAUCAAAUUUGACCAAAUGGUAUAUGUAGAUGCAUGCUUGUAUUGACUCAGGAGUCUAUUUGGAAGAUUUGCAUUAAAAUAGGUAAAAAUAUCGUUUAUUUUUAUCGAUUCGCGUUGAUUAGAUGGUGUAUCCAGAAAUUAACCUUAAUCUAUCGAGCACAUGACAGCAUGCAACGAGUUUCCGUGUGUCAGAUCUUGUCGACACUGCUCGUUUUAUGGAUCUCACUUGUGUUUACUAUUACGAUCAGAAUCAGGGAGACGAAACGAUUUUUUUUCAUUUUUCCGUCCAUACAACUGAUACGUUUCCAAAAAUGUGGGAUAUUUAUAUAUGAAAUCUGGUCGAUAUUUGCCUUGAUCCCAAAGGUUUGUUGGUACACGAAGCGAAAUCUGAUAAUAUCUACGAUCAAAAUGUGUUUAAUUUAAAAUUGCGGACUUAUAAGUGCUAUAAUUUUCUCUCAGCACAGGUCAAAAAAAAAUAUAUAUAUUGCAACAUAUCUUUGUACAUGUAUUAUAGUAGUAUUUGGUCAGUUCGUUCCAAAAAAAGGACGAAAUUUGUGUACUGAUAUAUAGCUUCCCCAAGAUCACAUAUACCAAUUAAAGCGGCUUUCGGUCAUCCUUUUAUGUUGACAUAGUAUUAAUAAAAACAAAGCUUAAAACAAAAUUACAUUAAAUAUUUUUAUCAUAAAUUUAUUUCCAACACACACCACUCGUAUCACUUCAAUUACAAUCAUCAAUGCUCGGUACAUUUGCUCCUCUCCCACAAUUAUUAUUCCACGUAUUCCACGCUGCGAAACCUUGCGUUCGUAUAAUUUGUCGUGCACACGUUACAGCCGCCGUUAUAUCGUCCGUAUAGAGUGAUUGACAGGAUACUUGACACACAUUUUCACUCGGUCGGCCAUCACCGGUAUUGCACCAAUAACGAUCGUUUAUAUGGAAUAUACCCCAAUCGCGCGAACCAUCCGGAUUUGGUGGACCCAAUUCGGCAGUGUUGAAAUUACUUUCGUAUUGUGCAAUGCACACCCAAUUCGGUAUAUUGGCGCGUGGUAUACUCAAUGCGGCCAGUUCGCGUGUCAAUGAACAUUUAUCGAGUAUGCGUGGCUCCACGCUGCCGAGCGCGAUUGCUAGCAAAAAUGAGACGAGCAGAAUUUUCAUUGCGAUAAGUCAGUUUUAGGUGUGAAAAUGAUUUAGUUGGUGGGUAGUUUGACGAUAUUUAUAUUUAUUUUAAGUAUAUGCGCUUACAAAGUAAAAAGGCUUAAGGCGAGUUAAUAAAAUUUGAUUAUUUGAAUUUGACGUAGGUAGGUAGUUGCGCUUAUGGUGCAAUUUUUAUGUGCAUUUUGUUUUAGUUGGCAGCCAAUGUUAAUAUUAUAUAUGAUACAGAAAGGUUUAGAAAAAUAUUUCAAUGUAUUUUACUAUAAAAGGCUCUUUUUACUAAUUUUGAGUUAUGCAAUUUUUGUUUUUAAGCGCUAAUAUCUUCGAUAUGAGUAUGACCUACAUUUAGUUGCAGGCGACGCUUAUUUAAAACAGCUUUUUAAAUGAAUUUUUAUAUAAUAAAAGUUAUUAAACAAUCACUUUGGAUUAUUUUCGAAAUAAAUACCAAAAUAUAAUACAUAUUAUAUCUAAACUUUUUUUAAGUUAAUUUUGUAAAGUUUUAGUAUUUUCUUUGUAUUUGUAUUUUUAGUGUUUUCUUUUCUAUAAAGUUGUUUUCAAUCAAUACCUCUAUUUCCAAAAGAGUGCUAUUUGUAUUAUGCUUAUUAUUAUCCAAAAAAAUAUUUUAUAUAUGCUUUAACCACUUACAAUUUACUAUAAAUAUGCACCUAAUUCUAUUUUUAACACGAGUUACUUAUUUUACACAACGCAAACCAUGAAGUUCCAAAUUUUCUGUUUUAUUUUGUUCUACACUUUCUCCUGUAUCGUUGCGAGGAUAUUCGAUCGCUGCUCAUUGGCUCGUGAGCUGUCGCGUCUCGGUGUGCCACGUGGCGAUAUACCCGCUUGGGUGUGCAUUGCUCAAUAUGAGAGUACGUACAAUACAGCGGCCAUUGGACCACUGAAUUCGGAUGGUUCGCGUGAUUGGGGUCUCUUUCAACUAAACGAUCGCUUCUGGUGUGAUCCUCAAGAUGGACGUCGCACAUCAAAUGUUUGCGGUAUACCAUGUCGUUCGUUGACUACAGAUGAUAUAGGUACAUCGUUGCGUUGUGCGCUGCAAAUACAAAGAGAGCAAGGUUUUGGCGCUUGGACCGUGUGGAAUAGACAGUGUCGUGGCGGUGGAGCUUCGCCGAAUAUUAAUGAUUGCUUGUAGUGGAAAAAAAUAGAUGCAUUUGGAUUUAUUAAGGGAAUAUUUUUAAACUGGAAAUCUUGUAAGAAAACAUAAAUUUGUAAUUUGGUAAAUUUAAUGAAUAACCACACCUAUCUAGUACAUAUAACUGUAAUAUUCAAAACACUAAAGGUGCAAUAAUUUUCUAAAGGAUGUCACCAGUAGCGUGACAAUAGCUGUAGGAAUUGUUUGGUUACGCCUAUUUCUGUUUAAAAUUUGCAAAAUCAGACAUUGACCACGCCUAUUUUCUAUAUACCGUUAUUUUUAAUAACACGAACCUAUUUUGCUUAACAAUAAAUGACACAAACUGCACUUAAAAAAAUUCAGACGAAAAUUUUGUAUGUGGCAAUCUUCUUUUAAAAAGUGCGCGAAAUCGGUAUAUUUGACCUAUGUCCUAUACCAAAUAUAUCUGAUGUAUGUGAGGUUCUGUUAUAGUAGCGGUAUAAAACAUUUCUGAAAUAGUUAUGGAGAAUGACAGUGAUUUAACAGUCUUUGAUGUAUAAAAAAACUGGAUUCACUUCUGAUAUGUAGAACCAAUUGUCGUGGGAACGUAAGAUUCGGUAAGUAUUCGGUCCACAUGACUGACUUUUUACCUUGUAUAGCGGUUAAUAUGUGUGAUAUUUUAGCAUAAUUAGACGGGAAUAUUUUACUAAGCAUAAGGUAUGCUAGCAAUAUUGGUAGAUUUUUAUAUUACUAGAACCUUUAACCUUUUCUCCAAAAAAAUCUUAACAUUCUGACCUAAGGAAUACAAUUGACUAAGCUCGACUGUUUACAAUUUAAAGAAGGGUAAAACUUUAACUACAACUUAGUAAAAGCAAAAAAAAAAAUUUUUUUUAAUAACUUCCACAUCUUAGAUUAAUGGACACACGACGCUCGCUGCUGCCUGCUAGCUGUAACAUACACACAUACAUAUAUUCUGAGGAGCACAUUUUCGCUCACGUGCUGAAGAGUUGAAGGCAACUGUAUAAUUUUGUCGCGUCGCGUGUUCUAGUUUCAUUUGGCCAAUGUUAUGUAAAUUAAGCAAUUCAUUUUUGUUAAAAAGUGACACUUGAACGCUUCAAAGCUCUUGAAAAAUCGUUAAGCGAUAAGAUUGUGACGAAGCGCUGCGCAGUACAACGACCGUUCGGCGCUGAAGCUUUGGAUAUUAGUGGAAACUGAAAAUGUGCAGCUGCUGCGCGCCAACUUCAGUUUAUCAAUGUACUAUAAGUAGAUUUCCAAUUGAAUUCACCACGAUUUAUACAAGUAUCAAUUAAUUAUGUUGAUUGGUUCUUUGUUUUGGAUAAUUUUUGUCAAUGCCCUGUAGGAAAAAUGUCAUCAUAUAGUUCUAUAUAUUUUAAUAGUAAAGAAAAUUGUUAUAACGGUAAGCUUAUGCGGAGGCCUAUUGAACAUUUUCAGCGGUUUUUUGUAUUUUACAGUUAGUUAAAGGGUUA